AUGCAAUUCUCGCUCACUUUCACAUUUCUGAAUCCCUCUUUCUAAUCUUUCCGCCGUUAGGUUUCCGUCUGCUCUUCCGUUUACGUUUCCAUUUCACAGUUUCUCAUUCUGCAUGCUCCAAUCCCUUCAAAUUCAUUAGAUUUGUUGGCUGUUUUGUGUUUCAAACUCCAAUUUUUCAAUAAAAUUGUUAAUUUCUUCUUCUGAGCGGUAGUUGUGGGGAUACCCGUGCUGCUCAGGAGUUUAGGGUUUGUUCCUCCUUUGAUUCAGAUCCCCUUCUGCUUCUUUUGAGGGGGUAGCCGGGGCCUCGGCCUCGGCGGGUUGUAAAGCCCCCUGCCGUUACAAACUUUGGCCAAGUUCAAAUUCACAAACAAUUCUUUUAUUCUUUUUACAAAACAGAAAGAUAACAGAUAUGCCAUCUUUAGCGUUUUCUGUUGCCGCUGCUAUGGCUGCUCUUGCUCCCCCAUCCGGUGUAUCCGGUUACACCGGAUGGGACAGCCCGGAGAACAAUAACAAUGAUAUAUUAUUCUCCGGCGUAGCUCAACCGACUGACAGCUUUGUUCCAGAAGAUUCACUAUUAACAAACUGGACCCCGCCUCAUUCGAGUGCUUUGUACAAAGUUGACGGCUGGGGAGCGCCGUACUUCGCCGUUAACUCCUCCGGCAACGUCACCGUCCGGCCACACGGUAGCUCCACCAUGGACCACCAGGAAAUAGAUCUUUUAAAGGUGGUGAAAAAAGCUACCGAUUCGAAAUCCGUUGGUGGCUUAGAUCUCAAGCUUCCGUUAAUAAUCAGGUUUCCUGAUGUGUUGAAAAACAGACUCGAAUGUCUUCAAACGGCGUUUAAUUACGCCGUUAAGUCUCUGUCUUACACCUCUCACUACCAAGGUGUGUAUCCCGUGAAAUGUAACCAGGACCGGUUCCUGGUUGAGGAUAUUGUCAAAUUCGGAUCCUCGUUCCGGUUCGGGUUAGAAGCGGGUUCCAAACCCGAGCUUCUGUUAGCGAUGAGCUGCUUGUGUAAGGGUGCUUCGGAGUCUCUACUGAUAUGUAAUGGAUUUAAAGAUGCGGAAUACAUUUCGUUAGCUUUGAUUGCUAGAAAGCUAUCACUAAACACUGUAAUUGUUUUGGAGCAAGAAGAGGAAUUGGAUUCUGUGAUUGACAUCAGUUUGAAGCUAGGCGUUCGUCCGGUUGUCGGCGUUCGUGCUAAGCUGAGAACUAAGCAUUCGGGUCAUUUCGGAAGUACUUCAGGGGAAAAGGGGAAGUUUGGUCUUACCACUACACAAAUUGUUCGUGUGGUGAAAAAAUUGUAUCAAUGUGGGAUGUUGGAUUGCUUCCAAUUGCUCCAUUUCCAUAUCGGGUCGCAGAUCCCUUCGACCGCUUUGCUUGCUGAUGGUGUUGGAGAGGCUGCUCAGAUUUACUGUGAACUGGUUCGUCUUGGUGCCAAUAUGAAGGUCAUUGAUAUUGGUGGUGGGCUUGGGAUUGAUUAUGAUGGAUCGAAAUCCGCAAACUCGGAUGUGUCUGUUGCUUAUGGGUUAGAAGAGUAUGCAAUGGCGGUUGUUCAGGCGGUCAAGUUUGUUUGCGACCGUAACUCUGUGAAGCAUCCUGUGAUUUGCAGCGAGAGUGGGCGUGCGCUCGUGUCACAUCAUUCGGUACUUAUAUUCGAGGCAGUUUCUUCGAGCAAGUACAGGGUUCCAACUAUGUCCUCGUUUGAUAUCCAGCAUUUCAUUGAGCAGCUCCCUGAGGAUGCCCAUUCGGAUUAUAAUAACUUAUCGGAGUCUGCGAUUCGAGGCGAUUAUGAAGCGUGUUUGGCUUAUGCUGAUCAGCUGAAACAGAGGUGUGUGGAGAAGUUUAAAGACGGGUCAUUGGAUAUCGAACAAUUGGCUGCUACUGAUGGGUUGUGUGAUUUGGUUGCUAAGGAAAUUGGGGUGUCGAAUCCCGUAAGCACUUAUCAUGUUAAUCUGUCGGUUUUCACAUCGAUUCCGGAUUUCUGGGGGAUAGAACAGGUGUUCCCUAUACUUCCAAUCCAUCGUCUUGACGAACGCCCAACGAAAAGGGGGAUUUUAUCGGAUCUAACUUGUGACAGUGAUGGAAAGAUUGACAAGUUCAUCGGAGGCGAAUCAAGCUUGCCGCUUCACGAAUUGGAGGGCGAAAGCGGGAUGAAGUACUAUUUGGGGAUGUUUUUAGGAGGAGCAUACCAGGAGGCUCUUGGUGGUGUCCACAACUUGUUCGGUGGCCCGAGUGUGGUCCGUGUGUCGCAGAGUGACGGUCCCUUUGGUUUCGCUGUUACCCGAGCCGUCCCUGGCCCGUCCUGCAGUGAUGUUCUCAGAUCAAUGCAACACGAACCGGAGAUCAUGUUCCAGACCCUUAAGCACAGGAUUGAAGAAUUCGUUCACGAUGAAGGCGAUAUGGGUGGUGCGAUGAUCGCGGGUGGAAUCGCGCAGUCUUUCAACAACAUGCCUUACCUGACUGUUGGAUCAUCUUGCUGUCUUACUGCUGCAAAUGGGAACAACGGGUAUUAUUACUGUUCUGAUGAGGAUUUCGCUGGUGGGUCGGAUGCGGUUGCUGGCGAAGAUGAGCCGUGGUCUUAUGUCUGUGCUUGAGGAAAACAAGAUUCUGGGUUGAAUCACUGGUUUGGUUGUUUGUCAAUGAGGUUGUUCUGUUCUGCAAACUUUAGUAUGGUUCUGUUUUUAGUUAAAAGUAGUUAUCUUUUUUAUUUUGUUCUGCUCUCUUUUCUCAUGUGAACAAGAUAUAUAGAGAGAGCUGUUGAACUUUUUGAUAAAUUUGUGAAGAUAGAUUUGGGGGGGACUGUCAUGUCUUCUUCCCCAUCUCUUCCUUCAUGUUGUAGUGCAUUCUCUAUGAUAAUAAAAGUACUUGUUUGCAACUUA
This is a messenger RNA of Helianthus annuus (common sunflower), 2881 nucleotides long. RefSeq names its product arginine decarboxylase. Gene Ontology annotation, biological process: spermidine biosynthetic process; L-arginine catabolic process. The record is from RefSeq and is a predicted model, not a curated record. Lineage: Eukaryota; Viridiplantae; Streptophyta; Magnoliopsida; Asterales; Asteraceae. The coding region runs from base 410 to 2596 and encodes 728 amino acids. Gene Ontology annotation, molecular function: arginine decarboxylase activity. The transcript has a single exon.